Messenger RNA from Haliotis rufescens (red abalone), 868 nucleotides. RefSeq lists its product as uncharacterized. The transcript has 3 exons. NCBI's taxonomy places the organism in Eukaryota, Metazoa, Mollusca, Gastropoda, Lepetellida, Haliotidae. Bases 26 to 868 code for a protein of 280 amino acids. The record is from RefSeq and is a predicted model, not a curated record.
AUAGUCCCAUACAUUGUUGUCCUGCAUGUGCUUAAUCUUUGUUCAAUUUGGUAUCUUUUCAGAUGAGUCAGCUCCAAAUAUAACUUUCAAAUGUACUUAUGUUUGUUUUCUAUUUUUGUCUUUGCAGUUUAAGGACAAGUUGGCCCUGGCUGAGACGGGUGAGCUGGCUGGGAGUGACGACAGUACCAUGGCAGGCAGUCUUGCAGACGAACCCAGGGAGCCCACCAAGAAGUACACUGGCUACCCUACACCGAGACCUCCUUCCAGGACCAAAACAGCUGCUGAGGACCGACCCGAGUCUCCUACCAUGGAGAUGAGAGUUACCGGAGCAUCCCGUGAUCUCCAAGAUAGGCUGGUUCAGUUCAUCACUCGAGAGAAGCAAGUCAACAGGGCCACUCCUUUCUGCAAGUACCUGGAAACCGAAAUGGAUCGUCUGCAUGAUGACUACCAUUACCGGAAGGUGUCAAGACAGUUCAGGAUGAGGGAAGCGCCUGGUGACCAGAUCAGUCCCUUACAAGAUGUCCCGUCAGCAUUUCAGUCGCAGCAGCAGAGGCCAGUUGCUGUGAUCCCAGUCUGCACAUCUGCCACCUACUCAAGAGCCAGCCAACUUCAACAGGAGAGUGCCCUCCCCAGCGGUACCUACUACACCGCCAGCAGAGCUGCCUCCUCACCGUUAGCAGCCAGGUCCCAGGCAGUGGCCAAAGACCCCACCUCCGGCAUCAGUGUGGAGAUCCCAGGAGUGUGGCUACGUAGAGCAGGCGAACCAGCAGUACAACUUAGAACAACAGCAAUAGCAGCAGUGCCAUACUCUCCAGCCAGUCAGCACUUCUACUCAGGUUGUAUGGGACUUUACAUUUUGGAAACUUGA